AUGAUCGAUUACACGGUGAUCCGUGACCUAAUAUAUUUCGAAUUUAUCGCGUUCAGUGAUCAAGGUCAUUGUCACACCUUUCGAAUCUUGUGGAUUGCCACAGUAGUGGCAGUACUCUUCGCACACAAUGCGCAAGCAUCGAGUGAGAAGAGCAAAAGAGCGAUAUUAGGCAAUGGAGGUUACGCAUAUGAGCCGCCAAAUGAAAUAUUCCCUUUCCCAACGAGGGCACCUCCACCGAGACCAACGCCAGUGAAUCCUCCACGAGAAAAUACGGGAUACCAUUAUGAAACACCUAGCCAUCCAUUCCCAUUACCGACUACUCGGCCACCGCAACCACCACCAGGGCCUACAACAAGGUUUCCACCUACACCUCCACGUACACCAGAUUACUCGUAUCCCACUCCAUUCCAUACAACACCACCACCGCGACCACCUCCAGUGACAUUUUCGCGGGGAACUACGGGGUACAGUUACUCAACACCUACUAACCCAUUCACAUACCCGACACUUCGGCCAGAGCAUACAACACCAAGGCCAGAGACCUUCCCAACAAGACAACCACCUACACCUCCACGCACACCAGAUUACUCGUAUCCCACUCCAUUCCAUACAACACCACCACCGCGACCACCACCAGUGACAUUUUCGCGAGGAACUACGGGGUACAGUUACUCAACACCUACUAACCCAUUCACAUACCCGACACUUCGGCCAGAGCAUACAACACCAAGGCCAGACACCUUCCCAACAAGACAACCACCUACACCUCCACGCACACCGACUUACACGAAUACUGCCCCACCGUAUCAAACUUCACCAACAAGACCACAUCCACCGGGACCACCAGGAUACAGUUAUCCAGUACCACCAAGACCAUUUACCGAGCCAACAUAUCCACCACCACGGCCUCCGACCCCGCCACCGUACGUGCCGCCUUCUCCACCGAGAACACCACCACCAUACGUACCACCAUCUCCUCCACAGCCACCUAGACCACCAGUUACACCACCAUAUAUACCUCCUUCUCCACCUCAACCACCGAGAACACCGCCACCACUCCCACCAAGGCCACCAACUCCGCCACCAUAUAUUCCUCCUUCUCCUCCACAGCCACCUAGACCACCAGUUACACCACCAUAUAUACCUCCUUCUCCACCUCAACCACCGCGAACACCGCCACCACCUCCACCAAGGCCACCAACACCACCACCAUACGUACCACCAUCUCCUCCACAGCCACCUAGACCACCAGUUACACCACCAUAUAUACCUCCUUCUCCACCUCAACCACCGCGAACACCGCCACCACCUCCACCAAGGCCACCAACACCACCACCAUACGUACCACCAUCUCCUCCACAGCCACCUAGACCACCAGUUACACCACCAUAUAUACCUCCUUCUCCACCUCAACCACCGCGAACACCGCCACCACCUCCACCAAGGCCACCAACACCACCACCAUACGUACCACCAUCUCCUCCACAGCCACCUAGACCACCAGUUACACCACCAUAUAUACCUCCUUCUCCACCUCAACCACCGAGAACACCGCCACCACUCCCACCAAGGCCACCAACUCCGCCACCAUAUAUUCCUCCUUCUCCUCCACAACCCCCAAGGCCUCCAACUCCGCCACCGUACAUUCCUCCUUCCCCACCGCAACCCCCUAGACCACCAGUUACUCCACCGUAUAUACCUCCUUCUCCACCUCAACCACCGAGAACACCGCCACCACUCCCACCAAGGCCACCAACUCCACCACCGUAUAUACCUCCAUCUCCACCACAACCACCUAGGCCACCAACUCCACCACCAUACGUUCCUCCUUCCCCACCGCAACCACCAAGGCCUCCAACUCCGCCACCAUACAUUCCUCCUUCCCCACCGCAACCACCAAGGCCGCCAACUCCGCCACCAUAUAUUCCUCCUUCUCCUCCACAACCACCAAGGCCUCCAACUCCGCCACCGUACAUUCCUCCUUCCCCACCGCAACCCCCUAGACCACCAGUUACUCCACCGUAUAUACCUCCUUCUCCACCUCAACCACCGAGAACAACGCCGCCACCUCCACCAAGGCCACCAACACCACCACCAUACGUACCACCAUCUCCACCGCAACCACCUAGGCCUCCAGUUACCCCACCAUAUAUACCUCCUUCACCACCACAACCACCUAGGCCACCAACUCCGCCACCAUAUUUACCUCCUUCUCCUCCACAACCACCUAGGCCACCGACUCUACCACCAUAUAUACCUCCUUCUCCACCUCAACCACCGCGAACACCGCCACCACCUCCACCAAGGCCACCAACUCCACCACCGUACAUACCACCAUCUCCACCACAACCACCAAGGCCACCAACUCCACCACCGUACUUACCUCCUUCUCCGCCACAACCACCUAGGCCACCGACUCUACCACCAUAUAUACCUCCUUCUCCACCUCAACCACCGCGAACACCGCCACCACCUCCACCAAGGCCACCAACACCACCACCAUACGUACCUCCAUCUCCACCGCAACCACCUAGGCCUCCAGUUACCCCACCAUAUAUACCUCCUUCACCACCACAACCACCAAGGCCACCAACUCCACCACCGUACUUGCCUCCUUCUCCACCUCAACCACCGAGAACACCGGCACCAUUUCCACCAAGGCCACCAACUCCCCCGCCGUACUUACCCCCGUCUCCGCCGCAACCACCCAGACCGCCAACUCCACCACCAUACAUACCACCAUCUCCGCCACAACCUCCAAGGCCACCAAUUCCACCGCAACCACCUAGGCCACCAACUCCACCGCCGUACAUACCUCCUUCCUCACGCCAACCACCUGGGCCACCAACUCCACCGCAACCACCAAGGCCUCCAACUCCACCACCAUACAUACCUCCUUCCCCUCCACAACCACCAAGGUCUCCGGUUACCCCACCGUAUAUACCUCCUUCUCCACCUCAACCACCAAGACCUCCAACUCCACCACCAUACAUUCCUCCUUCCCCUCCGCAACCCCCUAGACCACCAGUUACCCCACCGUAUUUACCUCCAUCUCCACCACAACCACCGAGGACACCGCCUCCUCCACCACAAAGGCCACCAACCCGUCCACCAUACAUACCUCCAAGUAGACCAUCAACUCAUGGAGACACUUAUCUCCCACCCUUCUCAAGCACACCACUACCUCCAACAACACGAACUCCUCCAACCACAUAUAUACCUCCACGAACUACUCAGAGACCAACCACCUACGUACCGCCAACACCUAACACUUACCUACCACCUGUAACACCAUCCAGUGUAUAUCCAACGCACUCUACGUACACCACUCCAGGACAUAUACCAUCCUACACCACACCCACCAGUGGAUAUCCAACGCACUCUACGUACACAACUCCAGGACCCAUACCUUCCCACAGUACACCUUUCUUCACCACCACUCGAAGGCCUAGCACAUUUCCCGAAGUGCCCACUUUCCCAUCUAUCGGACCAGGCACGAGAGCUCCGCCGUACCUUCCUCCCUCUACUCCCAGCACUCCGCGUGUCACGGUGACACCACCACCUCCUCCCACGCCGCACUACACCCUCGUUCCCACGUCGACUAUCUACACACCACCGCCAACUGGUAAACCCGUCCCUCCACCCACUUUGCCGCCAACAACGAAGAGGCCAACAGGGUACUUCUACCCAAUCCCGGAGAAUCCAUUCGAACUGCCGCCUUUCGUUCGAUGA
Habropoda laboriosa is the source of this 3732-nucleotide messenger RNA. Its product is annotated as proline-rich extensin-like protein EPR1. Lineage: Eukaryota; Metazoa; Arthropoda; Insecta; Hymenoptera; Apidae. The coding region runs from base 1 to 3732 and encodes 1243 amino acids. The record is from RefSeq and is a predicted model, not a curated record. The transcript has 7 exons.